AUGGCCGAAGCUCUUGGUGUUGCUGCCCGUGUUGCGGGCCUUAUCACAAUAGCCGACAUUGUGGUGCGCCGUGGGUAUGAAUUUAUCAAGCUUGUUAAAGAUGCCGGAGAGACGGUCGAGAAGGUGAUCUGUGAAGUAAACUGGCUGCUUGGAAUGCUUCACAGUCUCCAGAAUGUUGCGAGGCGGCUCGAAGGAGAUGCUCGGACUUUGGAUCCCACCAUGCAGAUCAAGUGGAUUGAGCCCUGCUAUCAGACACUGUCCAAAAUACAGUCUCACCAGGAAAAGGCAAUGGCUGGCGAUACAAUGACUAGAAUGGAGAAGAUAAAGUGGCCCUUGAGACAAUCGGCUACACGCGAACUUCUGGAGGAAAUCGAAAGACACAAAUCGAACAUAGCCUUGGCAAUGAAUGCGAAAGAAAUGUCUGCACUGUGCGAUAUCCGAGACGGAGUACACUGUUUGAAACGUGCCUUUGAUUCACACCGGAUAGUCCAAAAUCAAAUUGUCCUAAACGACGAAAGACGCAAGAUGUUACAGAUUCUUGGGGACAUCAAUGCAAGGAAAUGGCAAGACUCAAAUAUACGUCUCAGACAGCCCGGGACCGGCAUUUGGUUCACAAACGGCGCAGAACUCAAAGAAUGGCUUUCUCGAGAGAGAUCUAAGCUCUGGAUAAAUGGAAUCCCCGGCGCAGGGAAAACAGUCCUGAUGUCCUCGACUAUACAGAAAAUUGAGUCAGAACUCAAGACAACAGAAGCGCUGGCAUUCUUCUACUGCGAUUACAAAGACAGCUCCACGCACAGUGCUUCAACGAUACUGGGAUGUCUCGCUAGGCAACUGAUCAUGCGCCUAGAGGAUUGCUUCGAUGAUUUGACUUCAUUCUAUGAAGAGCACAUUACCCCCGACCGAUCUAUUCGUACCCCUUCGCCAGAAGAAUGUUGCAAGCUCAUCUCCAAGCUUUCGACUCGAUUCGAGACGGUGAUGUUGGUCGUCGAUGGACUGGACGAGAUUACUGAUGGCCGUGCUGAGGUCACGAGGCUACUCGCAUCAUUGCAAGCUUCCUCGUCUUCCAUCAAAGCCCUAUUUUCCAGCCGACCGGAGAUAGAUAUCGGACAUGUACUUCAAGAUUUUCAAACGAUCUCAAUCGCCGCCCAGAGUUCCGACAUCCGUCUCUACAUUGCCUCCGAGAUCGAGAGAAGAACGACUGAUAUGCGACUGGAGAUCGGCGAUCCCAAUCUCAAAGAACAUAUCAUGAAAACAAUCGCUGAACGUUGCGAUGGGAUGUUCCGAUGGGUUUCCUGCCCGAUGGAUUAUCUGUGUGAAUGUUCCAACGACAGGGACCGGAGAGACGCUCUGAGAAAACUCCCACCUGAUUUACCCAGCUCUUAUGAGCGCAUCUUGGAACGCGUCAAUAGGAGCACAAAAGAAAAUCAGACGCUGGUCAGAGAGGCGCUUCAUUGGAUCACUUAUGGUCAUGAUGCUGAUGUGGGCGUCGCUGAUGUGGGCGUCGCUGAUGUGGGCGUCGCUCUGACGAAUACAGAUUUGUUGCAAGCUUUAGCAGUACGCCAGGGCGAUACCACCUUCGACUCACGUCAGAUAACCACAGAGAAACAACUGUUGUACUGGUGUAGUAGCCUGGUCAGGAAGAACCCUAUCUCCGGUCUUCUCGAGCUUGCCCAUUUUACGGUCGAGGAAUUCUUGCAAUCCAUUGAUCCGGUCGGAAGCCCCGGCUUUGCUCAAUAUCAGCUGUCUGGGGACCACUCAAUUAUGGCGAGAACUUGUAUCAGGGUCCUGGGUUUUGAGGAAUUUGAUGGAGCGACAUUUCCUUAUGUUCCUGGUAAAGCUCAUGACACUGACUCUAUUGACCUAUUCUGCGCAAAAUACCCAUUUUUGAAAUAUGCUGCACUCAUUUGGCCCUAUCAUGUGCAUAAAAGCGAUCCCAAAGAAAUCGAGCAGGCCUUACUGGAGCUUUUCACAAUCAAAACUGGUCGAACCUUUCAGGAAAUGGCGGUAGUUUGGCACUACUGUUCUUACGAUUACCGACUCCGCCAAGCCGAGAGGGCUGGAAUAUGCGCUGAAACAAUCGGAUUUCAAGCCGAUGAUCUUGAUCCUUCCAAACUUGCUGAGAACAACAUGUGGCCCUCGCCACUACAUUGGGCAGCGUAUUUUUCCCUCCCCGACGUAUGCACAAUGUUUAUAGAUAAUGGUGAUGAUAUCAACAGACAAUGUAUUUCAGGGACACCGCUACAUUGUUGCAUGAUGUCAUGUUUGGAAGAUCGAGAUCGAGAUCGAAUGACGAACGCUUGGUUUGAUAUUGUUGCUUGUUUUCGUGGUAUAAACGGCGACGAUGAUUAUCAACCGCAGCUUACUGUGUUCAAAGCACUUCUUCAAGCAGGAGCAUGUCCGAACAUUCCAUCAUCGCCUGACCAAGUCCAAUCUCCUCUGGACAGACUGGACCUCGCAAUUCAAAUAGCAUUCGACAUUGUCGGUAAACCAAGAUACCUUUACUUGGCCAGUCUACUCAUAAGGAGUGGUGCGCGAUUAUCGGCAGACAACUUGGAUGACCUCAUUUCUUUGAGGGACGUUGAUGAGCUUUUUUCGACGCUUAUUGAGGCUGCAAUACGAGCCAAAUGGCGUUCCUGGAGCUAUGAACACAUUGCCAACAUUCUCUGCACUUAUUUCAAUCCAGACUGGCUGUAUAGCGCGGAUCAUAUCGAGUCUCUGAGAGUGGCAGUUGGGGAGUCGUUCCAAGAUGAAACCCCUCCAGAGCUCCAAAUGAUACUUGACAGCGAGGACGGGCAGAUCUCUCAACUUCCCAGAGUUGUGCUGAAGACGAUUGAGUUGUCAUGCCAGACAUCCGAAGCUUUCAAUCAUAAGAUGUGGAGCGUAUUGGCAGAAAUGCUGACCAUGAAUGAGUCAUGCAUUCGAGCAUGCUUCUUGUUGUUGUCAUUGUGUCCUGGAAUCGAUGUUGAGCUUCACGAUGAGACGACUGGCAAGUCACUCUUACUUAUGUGCUUAGAUGCCGGACUUGACUUCCGGGAUGCACGCGAGAUGCCUUACUUCGUUGAAUUGCUGUUACAUCGAGGAGCAUCUGUAACCUCUUUGGACGAGGACGGAAUGUCGGCAUUAGAUAUUGCUGCUCAAUAUUGGCAAGUAGAAAUGUUCGCGAUACUUUGGAGAUCGAAAAGCUUCGUCGAAUCGAGAAAUACAAGCCAAGAAAUGGUCAAUUGGAUAUUUUACGAAGCCAUGUCGGGAUCAAAUGGGAGGCUCACAGUGUUUCUUAUGAAGGAGAUGGCCAUUUGCUCUCAGCCCGAUUGCAUCUCCUUCUUGACAUUCGCGCUUGGCCAAGAUGAAUCCGAUAUUGUGUCGCAAAUAAUUGCAGACUAUGAAAAGGUUCCUGAACUAUGGGCUGUGGCACUUUCAUCUCUUCUCCUCGCCUCCAGGCCCGAAGUUUCUUUCCCAACGUUCGAAUUGUUACUUGGCACUUGGAGGUUUCCAGUUUCACAGGAUAAAUUUGGCAACACUCCGUUUCACCACUUGGUAUCAAUGCACGACGACACAUCCAGAGCGAAGUUGCAACUUCUGAUUGAAACACAUCGGUCUCUCGAUGACAUUAACGAGGAUGGAAUGACACCCCUUGCUUUGGCUGUGCGAUGCAAGAACUUGGCAGCCACGGAAAUGCUUCUGGAAGCUGGAGCAAAUGCUAACUUAAUUUUGGCUCGAGAGCAGACAGCACUACAUUUGGCUGCUUGCCUUGGAAAUACGGAAGCUGUUGAAAUGCUUCUUGAGAGAACAUACAACCACAAGGUCGAAGAUGACUCUGGCAUGAAUCCAGGGCAACUCGCUUUGGCGUGUGGACACGAUCAUAUCGCGGCGAUGAUUCGGAUCGCUAUAAAAGAUGAGGGUGAAAUGAACGACAGAGACGUGACCAACUCUCCUGGGCAGAGAGUUUCUGGACUUUCUGACUCGGAAGAUCCUCAUGGAAAACUACCGCUGCGACUUCUUGAUUGCAAUUCGAAACAUCUGAUACCACCGGACGACAAUGUCGCUGAUCCCACAGAAAGCAUCCCAAGUCGUCCCUCAUGUGAAGAUAUCAGGGGCUCAGAAUCGACAACCCCAGAAAUUUCUAUCGAGAGGUUCCAGGGUGAAGCUAUUUCUAGCACAUAUAACGGCAGCUCCGGUAUGGAUAUCCUUGCCAAUGAACGGCGCUUUACUUUGAAGCGUCAAUUUCAGAAUAUCGAUUCUGCUUCCCGCGAGCAAGCAGGCAAGAAAUUUCGACAGGCCUAG
Cadophora gregata is the source of this 4281-nucleotide messenger RNA. RefSeq lists its product as uncharacterized. The record is from RefSeq and is a predicted model, not a curated record. Gene Ontology annotation, molecular function: protein binding. The coding region runs from base 1 to 4281 and encodes 1426 amino acids. The transcript is spliced from 7 exons. Lineage: Eukaryota; Fungi; Ascomycota; Leotiomycetes; Helotiales; Ploettnerulaceae.